AUGCAUGUGGAGAGCGGUGUGCUAAUGAAUGCCGCGAGCGUUGUAAUGAGAGCAAUACAAACUAAUAUUGAUGCAAUGAUAGAACGGAGUGGUGGAAAAAACGAGUAUGAAUAUAAGAUAGAGGUUAAAACUGAAAAGGUUAGGGAUGAAAAAGGCGGUAUUGAAAUUAGCGAAAGUUUAGAUAACAAAGUUUUAAACGAGCGGGAGGACGGUGCGGUUGUUCCUACGGUGAAAGAAAAUUAUAAGGGAAAUAAAGAAGAAGUUUCAGAAAAUUUGACAGAAGAGGAAGAAAUAAUUCUCCGCUCUCGUAUCAGUAGCCGUCGACUUACUGAUGGAGGUCAGGUCAAUUUUGUUGAGUAUCAGCAAAUUACUCCUAUGGAGGCAGAUAAAGAACAGUUAAAAGAUUUGAAGAAGCGUGUGGAGGCAGAAUUAGAAAUUAGAGCAAAAGUUGAAGAGAGUUCAAGUAAUAGUAGUUCUCAAACUUUAAACAAAGCAGGAAAAGGAAAAAUUAACACUUUUAUUAAGCAGGUAUUAGAGGAAAAAUUGAUAAAGGAGGAAAAAAAAGAAAAAGAAAAAUUAAGGCAACAACUCAUUAAAGGUUAUCAAGCAGUAGCCAAAAGUCAAAAAAGACAGACAGAGGAUGAAAUGUGA
Ambispora leptoticha is the source of this 651-nucleotide messenger RNA. The record is from the annotation of a GenBank genome assembly. Lineage: Eukaryota; Fungi; Glomeromycota; Glomeromycetes; Archaeosporales; Ambisporaceae.